AUGAUCGACUAUUGCUUGAAACCAAACAAAUGGGGAGUUUUCAAAGAAAGAUUAAAAGAACAAAAUAGAAUAUUUGAUUCUAUAAGAGCUGAACAUUUGGAACUGAUUCAGAAACUUGAAGAAUCAACAGCUCAGUUGGAGGAAUUACAACGAAAAAUACCUUUAAAAAGUAAGUUUUUCUUUCAUUUUUAAAAAAUUUAGGUUUAUUACAAUUUUCAAGUCUUACAAAUAAUCAUUGUUUAUAUUUAGAAGAAGAAAUCGAUCGUUUGGAGUCAAAAAUUGAGGAAUUAAAGCUGGUUCAACGAGAUUUGAAGGAUCGUCGAAGUGUCAAGUUGCAGCUACCAUUGUCUCCAGUUGAAUUAACGCCUUCAAAUCGAUCUUUCAGCAAUACUGAUGAAAUCAGAAGCUCUUCUUUAACAUUAGAAGAUGUAUUCGACUAUUCGAAGUGUUCUAUCAGCUCUAGAUUCUCUGUUUAUGUUUACGAAUUAUCAAACUUGAAUGAUCAUGGAAAAGCUUUGCAAUCUCGAUUUAUGGAGUCACCUUACAGAACUAGUAAUUCAUCGACAGCUUGUUUAUACAUCUAUAUUACAAAUGAAGUGGUAGAAGUUGAAAAUUUGGAUUAUUUUGGGAAAUCAGGCAAAAAUCAUAUUAUAAUAACUUAUGGAGAUGUAAAGCAUGUUCAAGAUAGUAGGCCAGCUGUUUUAGUUGCACAGCAUCUUGGGAAGUAAGUAUUUUGGAUAGAAUUUUAUUUUUUAAAUUUCUUUCGACAUUUAUUUGAAGAAGUUAUACAUUGUUUUUAUUUUAGAGGUCAAGUUGGAGAAUUAGACCAAGAGUUAUUUUUAAAGACGGAUGAUUUAGUUGACUUUAACGACAUUGAAGGCUUGUUACCGGAAAAGAUCACGGUAUGUUUUUUGUAUAAUUUUUUGCGAAUUUUGGUUUUAUUAUAUUGUGUUAUUUAUGAAAACAGGGAUAAAUAACUAACUGUUUUAUUAAUGAAAUUAUCUUGUAAAUUAAUUUUAGUACUUUUUGUCCUAUCAAAUAGGAGAAGACAGUUUGAGUUCUGAUCUUCAAAAUCAACUUAAAAAUCUUGCUGCUUCUGGAAAAGCAUCUAUGGAUGACAUUUUAAUUGAUUUGAUCUGUACAUCGACAGAAAACGGAUUGUGUGGUGAUGCGAGUAGCAGAAGUAAGAUUUAAUGAUGAUUUUUUGAAAUUUUUAAAAAAAAUUUUAUUUUUACGUUUUCUUAUACAUUUUGUAGCAAUAUUAGCUCAACUUUUUUAUGGUUUUUUAAAAUCAAGGUUUAAAGCUGUUAUGUCAUAAUUUUUAGGAUCAAUACAGAAACAAUCUACUUUUACGUUGUUAUUUUACGAUCAACCAUCGUUUUCUACUCGACUUUUUGAAUGUUUAAACUUUGGGUCAGUACCAGUAAUAAUCAAAUCUGGAAGGCGGAAGUACAGGUUACCAUUUGAUGAUUAUAUCGAUUGGAGACUAGUAUUGUUCACAGUUUCUGAAGCUAGGUUACCAGAACUUCACUUUAUAUUGAGAAGUUUUGAACUUGAAGAUAUACUGGAAAUGAAACGAAAAGGAAGAUUUUAUCUGGAGAAUUACUUGGUCAAUUCUAAAGGUAUGUUUUGCUGGAUUUUGGUAUUAUAUACAGUUUGGUGUGACUUAAUUUCGCUACUAUAUCAACUUAUAUAUAUAUAUAUUUUUGUAAGUAUAUUUUUUGUAAAUAACUUUAUAUUUAGUGUUAGCAUCCACUAUACUAACUUACAUACGGCACAAGUUGUUGAUACCAGGCAGAGAAGCUACAACUAUGUCUUUGGAAAAGUUUGAGCCAACAAACACAUAUUCAGCACCAUCGGUACGACCAGUGUAUGAUGAUGAAUUUCUUGGGCCAGUGGAGCCAGAGUACAAUUCUGUGGCUUAUAAUCACAAUUUUACUGCUAUUACUAUGGUAAGGAUUUUGGCGGUCGAUAUUAUCUUUUUUAUGGGUUGAACUUGUGAUAUUAUUAAUAGUAUAGUAAAUAAUAAAAGCAUUCUUUAUGACAUUUAUUUUUGAUGAACUAUAUUUUUAGUAUUCAUCAGCCUUAUGGAAUUACUAUCCAUCUCAAAUACAUUCCGCUCCUGAAUUCAUAACCGUGACUCCCCCAUUGCCAUCAGAAAUUGAGUUCAACGAACAUUUGAAUACUGGAAUGAGACCAAUAGCACCAGGCUCUGGGCUCACAUAUAGUCAAUCGUUAGGUGGAAACAGAAAACGAGAACAAUUUACUGGUCAGUUUUAAAAAAAAAUUGUAUUAGGAUUUGUAAUACAGGGUGUUUCACGAAAUUCCGUUGUCAGAAAUAAUUUAUAUCUUUGCAACUGUGCAUCCUACAACUGUGAUUUUUGGCACAGUUGCAGUCCAGACCUGUGCGUUUUUUGUGCAAAUUUUCGUAUUUUAAAGUUGCACUUUAAGGUCGUUAUGAAUUUUCAAAAAUCAGCAUUUUCACCAAAAUGACAGAUAUUUUUGGUUGGGAAUUGGUUCUCUUGAAAUUUUACAUUUUUUUCAAUUUGUUUGAAAAAUUCGGGGUUCCAAUGAUUGCGAAGAUUUCGCGGAGCCCCGGCGGACGGCUUAAAAUAGCGGCGUAGGUCAAACUUUUUUUAAACUAGUGAUACAGACGUGAAAGAAAAAUCUAAUAUUAUUUAAAUAUUUAUUAAACUAACUGUUAACUAUCUAAUUUCAACACUAUUUCCGUUACUUUCGAUGCAUUUGCAAUGUACUACUGUGACAACUUCCUUCCUUUUUUGAAAACAAUUUAUAUUAACCGUUUACUUAGUUCUGCGCCCCCUCAAAGCAAAUUCUCAAAAAAUAUUUGUAUUUUCAGCCGUGAUUCAAACCUACAACCGAGAUUCCGUCUUAAAUGUCACAUUGGCCGACUUAAACAGGCUACCAUACCUAAACAAGGUCAUCGUGGUAUGGAACAACAUUGACCGAUCUCCAGAAUCCCUAAUAUGGCCAAAACUUCAUUGCCCAAUCGUUUUUGUAAAACCAAAGCAAAAUUCGCUAAACAAUCGAUUCAUGCCUUUGGAUGAGAUCAAAACGGAAGCUGUACUAAUGCUGGACGAUGACAUUGAACUCAAACAGCACGAAAUCAUCUUUGCUUUCAAGAGUGUGUGGAGAGAAAACAGAGAUCGACUGGUUGGAUUCCCAGCACGAUAUCACUGCAGAUACGAUGAUCAACAGUUGUACUACAAUUCGAAUCACACCUGUCAGUACAGUUUGAUACUAACUGGAGCUGCUUUCAUUCAUAAGGUAGGUUUUUGUGGCUGGUAUAGUGGGUUUAUAUUGCUAGUAUAAGAUUGUUCAUAUAAUUAUGUGUCACUUGUCAAGCAGCUUUUCAGAGCUAGGGGAAUUAUUGGAACAAACUAAUAUAAGUAUUUUUGGCGUUUUAUGUGUGGCUAAGACAAUAUAAUUGGUGGUUUGGAUGUGUUUAAACCAGGCUUGGACACAGGGCAGGGCAGGGCAUAGGGCAUGGUUUGAAAUUUUUUUACAGGGCAGGGCAAAGAUUGGAACAGGGCAGGGCAUGCCCUAUGCCCUGCAUUACCCUGCAAAUGCCCUGUUUGUGCCAUGGUAAGUUUUGGCGGACGCCUCCGUCGAGCGGUCGGCGGACGCCAUAACUUGGUUAGUUUAGCAGCUAGAAACAUGUAGUUCAAUUCAGAAGUUAUUAUAUGUCAUACGCUAGAGGUAAAAGCAUAAUUUUAAGAUUUUAAAAGUAGUAUUGUUAUCGACCGGUUGAUAAUUUUUAGUAUAUUUUAAUUGCAAAUUUUAUAUAUAUUCUUAUCGCUCUGGUGUUCUAAAUCGUGUAAAAAUUAAAUUAGAUACAAUUCUAAGCAAAAACUUUUGUUCUUUGUAAAAAUAAAACAUUUAUAAAUUAUCGACCGGUCGAUAACGAUAUUGUUUUCAAAAACAUAAAUUUCUGGCUUAAUGUGUAGGUUAUGACAGAUAACAACUUCUGCACUUAACUACAUUUUUCUAGCUGCUAAACUAACCAAGUUAUGACGACCGCCGAUUAUCGAUCACUCGGCGGAGGUGUCCGCCAAAAUAUACCCAAAUGCUCUGUAAAUACCCUGUAAAUGCCCUGCAGGGCAAGGGCAGGGCAUAAAACCCCAAUGCCCUGGGCAGGGCACAGGGCAGGGCAUGGAAAAAUGUUAACUAUGACUAAUAUCUAAUACAAAGCGUCUAACUUUUAGGAAUACCUUCGGAUGUACGACGAGACAAUGCCAGAACUCAUCAAAGACAAGAUCGACGAAUGGAUGAAUUGCGAAGAUUUGGCCAUGAAUUUCUUGAUCGCCCAUCUAACGAGGAAACCACCGAUAAAAGUAACGAACAAAUGGACGUUGAGAUGCCCGACUUGUGAAGACUCCUUAUUUAAACACGAAAACCACUACAACCGAAGGCAUGAUUGCUUGAGGCUGUUUACCAAGGUUUUUGGAUACAAUCCUCUACUUUUCACUCAAUUCAGGGCAGAUUCGGUUUUGUUCAAAACACGGGUACCUGCCGAACAUUCCAAGUGCUUUAGGUAUGUGUAG
Messenger RNA from Bursaphelenchus okinawaensis, 4565 nucleotides. The record is from the annotation of a GenBank genome assembly. NCBI's taxonomy places the organism in Eukaryota, Metazoa, Nematoda, Chromadorea, Rhabditida, Aphelenchoididae.